Messenger RNA from Anopheles nili, 613 nucleotides. Its product is annotated as adult cuticle protein 1-like. The record is from RefSeq and is a predicted model, not a curated record. The transcript is spliced from 2 exons. NCBI's taxonomy places the organism in Eukaryota, Metazoa, Arthropoda, Insecta, Diptera, Culicidae. The coding region runs from base 57 to 455 and encodes 132 amino acids.
CUAGAACCGUUCCAAAGUCACCACCGAAACUACCGCUCGAACCAAACCAAUCCAAAAUGAAGUGCAUGGUAGCUGCAGUCAUCUUGGCCCUGGCCGUCGUCUCGGAAGCUGGUAUCCUGCCGUACGGAGGUUGGCCCUACGCACAUCUGGCCGCUCCGACCGUGAUCCAGUCGAACGUGUUGGCUCAUCCGUAUGGUGCCAUCUCGCACGCUGCCAUCCAUAGUGCUUACGCCCACGCUGCUUAUGCUCCACAUGCCGCCAUCUUGGCUGCCCCGCAUGCUGCCAUCUGGGCCGCUCCUCAUGCUCCAGCUGCCUCGGUUGCCCACCAUGCUGGUGUUGUUCCUGGAGCUACCUCGGUGACGGCUACUCGUGGUGCUGUCCAUGUUGCGCCUCUGCCAGGACACGCUGUGUCGCAGCAGCAGCUUAACCUUGCCCCGGCACCUGGAACGAUCUAAGUGCGGACGAUCGCCAAACACUUCCUACACCAUCUGUCGUCUAUCGCUGUUUUGUCGAAAUUGUGCUAUCCCGGUUCGCAGUAGAGUCCUUUCGGGCCUGGUUUAGACCAUGACGCGCGCGUGCGCGAGUGCACCAAAUGAAUAGACUAAAAUUGGUU